AUGGUGAAGGAGGAGAAUCAUGAGUCUUCUCGGAGUCAUCUGACCUGUUUUAUCUCACCAUCUCCUCAACAGAAACAGUGUUCAAAUCAUGUUCCUCUCAGACUGAGUGAAGGGGAGAGCCGGUGCUCUGGGAGGCUGGAGGUGUAUCAUAACGCUGUGUGGGGCUCAGUCUGUGAUGAUCAGUGGGACAUCAGCGAUGCUCAGGUGGUCUGCAGGCAGCUGGGUUGUGGAGCAGCACUGAGCGCUGAUGGGAAUUCAACCUUUGGUGCUGAUGAAGGUGUUGUGUGGAUGAACAAAGGUGAAUGCAGAGGGAAUGAGAUUCACCUGUGGGACUGUCCUCUCUCCCUGAAUAACCACACUGACUGCUCCCACAAGAAACAUGUUAGACUCAACUGUACAGAUUUGUCAGUGUCCACUACUCCUGCCACAACAACAUCAGUUUCUCCUCCAGUGCGCUCAACAUCAGUCUCUCCUCCACAAACUCACUCCGUCCCCCCAGUGCUUGUGAUUGUUCUGGGAGUUGUGCUCUUCCUGCUCUUAAUCCCACUGCUUAUACUGAUUCAGCAGAACAGAGUGAUGAGGAGAGCUCUCUCUAAGAGGAGACACAGGACGACGACAGCGGCUGCUUAUGAAGAGAUUCAUUUAAGACACAAUCACUUCACUCAGAGGGCAGGGAGUCUCAUCUUUGAAGAACUGCAUUCUGGGUAUGAAGAUGAUGAUGAGCUUCUCUCAGCAAAAGAGUUCAAGACUGCAUAUUAUGAUAAUGUCACCAACGGCAGUGGCCUAAAAGAAGAGAUGGUGAAGGAAAUCACACCGGGAUACUAUGAUGAUGUCAUCACUGAUGGACUGAAACCAGAUCGUGAGACAGAGGGAGUUCAGGAGGAGUAUGAUGAUGCCAUGAGUGUCAGUGAAGAUGUGAGAAACCUGUCCGAUUAUGAUGAGGAGGAGGAGUCCAACAAAGAAGCUAUUCAUCAAAUCUGAACAAAGUAUGAGUGAC
Messenger RNA from Cyprinus carpio (common carp), 997 nucleotides. Its product is annotated as scavenger receptor cysteine-rich type 1 protein M130-like. Lineage: Eukaryota; Metazoa; Chordata; Actinopteri; Cypriniformes; Cyprinidae. Bases 1 to 981 code for a protein of 326 amino acids. The transcript has 10 exons. The record is from RefSeq and is a predicted model, not a curated record.